Messenger RNA from Colletotrichum tamarilloi, 2454 nucleotides. Its product is annotated as pentatricopeptide repeat domain-containing protein. The coding region runs from base 1 to 2454 and encodes 817 amino acids. NCBI's taxonomy places the organism in Eukaryota, Fungi, Ascomycota, Sordariomycetes, Glomerellales, Glomerellaceae. The record is from RefSeq and is a predicted model, not a curated record. The transcript has a single exon.
AUGCAAUUGGCCUCGCAAUGCCUCUGUCACUUGAAUAGAGCAGCAUGCCUCGGCCGGCGGCAAUCACAUCAAGGACUCGGCGCGAUUCGACAAACAGUCCCAGCGUUACUGAGAAAUUCACGCAGAAGCUUCUCUACCUCGAAACACUCGUUACGCGCUCCCAACCUUGACCCGCGCGCAUCUAGUCUUCCAAGAUGUAGCCCAACUUCACUGCACCCAGUCGUCGAUGCCCGCGACUUGAGCAGCACAACCACCAACACGGACAGUCCGCCGAAACCUUCAGAUAGUCUGCGUUUGGGAUCGAGACCAGGCAUUCUUAAACCUCGAACCACUCGAGGUCGUCUCAUACAACGAGAACCCGAUUCCGGCAUCAACAUCGAUCCAGAAGGAGGCAUCUGGCUUUCCGAUAAAUCCGAUAUUGAACUCGGCGGAAUACCGGAGAACGAAGAUGAUCCUUCACUCUGGCUCAGCGUACUUGUUGCCGCAAAGCAAAAACAGGGGAGAGGCGGCGUCCUUGCUGUUUGGGAGGCUGUGAAACGGCGCAGGUCAUGGAGGGACGUGACGAGCGAAGAAGCAAAAUCAUUAUGGGGCAUCAUUCUGGAAAACGUCCUCCACGACGAGGACAGGCUCAAGGACGUUGCGUUAUUCGCAGAGCGUCUCCUUCACGAUAACUCUGCCCAAUGGCCGUCGUUAUACCUGACCACAGUCUCGUACUGUCUCCGGAAGGGCCAGUACCGGCGAGCACUGCAGUGGCACAUGCGUCUGAUGCCGAACUUUGACCCCGGACAGGAAGCCUUCGGUGCCUUAUUACGAGAAUUCGCGGCUACCAGCGACCCCGACAUGCAACAGAUAUUACAAGCUCUGUAUCUGACAGCCAUACACCGUGGGUUAUACAAUGAGAUCAUCCCCCUCCUCUACGAACGCGGCCUUUCUCAACAAUGCGCCGGAUGGCGUCAUGCGUUCAUACACCACGACGAUCUACCCCCACCGAAUAUCGAGUCACAGCCGUAUUUGAGGUUUCUUGCCCGUUACUACCCAACCAUCACCCUUGAACUAGAGGAACAGGUCGUCAUUGGCUUGAACUCCAAGGCCUACUGGGACGCCCAGGACGACUCAUUGUGGGAUGCCAUUCAUGACACACAUGGCGAUGAGAGCGGGCCUCCGGGAAGACAGCACAGUGAUAAACUUGGAGCGCGGUGGUUUGCAAGUUCUUGGGUGCCUCUUGACUUUGCAAUUCAUGCUGUUCAUGCCCUCGGGGUACACCACAUCGGCCCUCUGUCACUCCAGUCGAUUGCCUUGCGCGAACCGACAGCCAAAGGGGUCUUGGCCCGGAUCGAACAGCUACGGGCAGUCAAUAUUGGCAUUGGACACUCAGCUUACGCGUGGGUGCUGAAACGAUUCGCCGAGAAUAACGAGGACGAGCUGCUCGCGGAAUUGUUGCAUACCGACAUACACCCAGACGUCUUCGACGACCCUGCGAUGCUUGCCAGCAUCCGUGACAAGGCCUUUGAUGAGGGAGACUGGAAGACACACCGGCUCUUGCUGUCCGUCCAGCCCGCAAUGGUGGAAGAUUCGGUCGACUCCACGUCGAACGUUUUGUUGCACCAUCUCGUCGACGAAGGGAGGUUCAAACAAGCUUUGGCUUUGCUGGAUGAAAUGCGAACGAUGGACAUCGGGGUCCACGUAUCAACGAUACAACACAUCUGCGCGAGUCUUCUCGAUCCCUUGCCGUGGAAUCCAAAAACGACGACAUCCAACCAGGAGGCGUUUUCCACGGCCAUCGCCUUCCUUACACGCCUGACGCUGUUGCAAAAGCCUCUACAUUCGCGCUACUGGCAGAAGGUACUCUUCGGACUCGGCAAAUUUGGCCGCUUCGACGUGUUGGAGGACAUCAGCCUUGGCAUAUUGGACACGCACCGGCAUCUUUGCAUCUCCAAUGCCGGACUGCUUCCGGUCCACCCGCUGGAUGCACCGCCUCUGUGUGUAGAGAGCUCGACUAGAAACGUUUUUAUCCCGACAGACUUGCCCAUAUCCCAUGAGCAGCACCCGAUGCGCCGAAUCUUUGAUAACCCUGCUCUACACGCCGCCAUUGUCCGUUGGGGAUUCAAGGCCAGCGGGUUGCGAUGCCUCGAUCCUGCGGGGGAUUUCCCCGCGAAUAAGGAGGCACCGGGCGGUGGGUUCUCCCUCGCUCGGGGCGUGCGAUUGCUCGCGGCACUGAAUGAUCGAGGCAUUCCGUUCCGAACGUCUGUUGUCCAGGAGGAGGUCGUCAAGUGCCUGGCUCGGACGUACCUAGCCCAAGCCAACGGCGCGCCUAGGGUGCAGGCGCGAUUGCCCCCGUUGAACAGCAUUCGGGAGCUUUUCAACAAGGCGGCUAGACGUAGGCUUUUGCCAGACGUUGCAGAAUUACAAGACCUUAUGAUGGAGGCACGGGGGAAGCAAAGGAGAGGACAAUGA